Rattus rattus (black rat) is the source of this 999-nucleotide messenger RNA. It is a transcript of the gene Rnf151, whose product is annotated as ring finger protein 151. Lineage: Eukaryota; Metazoa; Chordata; Mammalia; Rodentia; Muridae. The coding region runs from base 330 to 956 and encodes 208 amino acids. The record is from RefSeq and is a predicted model, not a curated record. Gene Ontology annotation, molecular function: zinc ion binding. Gene Ontology annotation, cellular component: plasma membrane signaling receptor complex. The transcript is spliced from 5 exons. Gene Ontology annotation, biological process: tumor necrosis factor-mediated signaling pathway; protein K63-linked ubiquitination; positive regulation of JNK cascade.
UCGCCGAAGCCGCAAACGCCACCAGCCGGAAGCACGUAUAUAAAUACUCGCGCCGGCGCCUUGUGGUCUUCCUAGUGUCCACGAGUUCGUGGUUCCGUUUUCAUGUCCAGGUUCCACUGGAUCUGAACGUUGUCGCCGCCUCUCCCGCAAGAAUGGCAGUGUUCGGGUGUCCUCUUUUCUCAAAAUGAGUUAAUUCCAUCGGAUCUGGACGUCGCCGCUGACUCUCCCACGAGAAUGACAGGAGUGGUGGGUACGAUCUCAACCUCUUUGCCAGCCCUCCUGACUGCAACUUCCUGUGUUCCGUCUGCCAUGGGGUUCUCAAGAGGCCAAUGAGGUUGCCAUGCAGUCACAUCUUCUGCAAAAAGUGCAUCUUCCAGUGGCUAGCCAGACAAAACACCUGUCCAUGCUGUAGAAAAGAGGUGAAAAGGAGGAAGAUGGUUCAAGUGAAUAAACUCCGAAAAACCAUUGGCCGCCUACAAGUCAAGUGCAAGAACGCUGCAGCUGGCUGCUUGGUGACAUGCCCUCUGGCUCAUCGCAAGGGCCAUCAGGACUCAUGCCCCUUCGAGCUGAUGGCCUGCCCAAAUGAGGGUUGCACUGCGCAGGUUCUGCGUGGGGUCCUGGAUGAACACCGCCAGCACUGCCAGCAGAACGGACAGCAGCGCUGCCCCUUAGGCUGUGGAGCCACCCUGGCUGCCUUGGAGGGUGAGCAACACAACUGCUACCGUGAGCUACGUGACGCUUGGGUCCAACGCCAUGAGCGUAACCGGACCUUGCUGCUGAACCUGCUGGGGCGUGUACGCCGGGUGUACCGCACCACCAACCUCAUCCGCCGACAGCUGGCCCAGCUGAGCAACUUCCUGGAGGAUGAUACCCUGCUCCUGAAUGCCCGGGUGCAAGAGACUGAGGUUGCCCCGGAGCCUGAGAUGUGGGGUGCGCAGGGCCAAGGUGUCUUAUAGAGGAAUUAAAUAAACGCUGAGCCCAGGCCUGGCCCACCUCAGA